CCCUCUGACCUAUAUAAUCUGCGCUCACUGAGCGCACAGGUUAUGGGGUAGGCCUAGCGCUGCAUGGAAAGUCUGCAUGCAUCUUAAUAGCCCACGACCCAUGGUGAAAGUUACACGUGUGUCUGUUCUUCCAGCUGAGCUGUCCUCGUGUCAUCGUGUCCUUGGGUCCUGGUGUACUCAACACAGAGCCGUGAAACUGACAGUGUGAGUAUUAAUCGCUGAUCGCCAUGUUCCUAACUCGGAAGUACACGCCCAGCACUUGCAGUGAGGACGUUGUGUACCAUGAAACAGAACAACAGCAUAACGCAUGCACGCAUGUCUCACUUAAUUCAUAUUAAUACACUCUGUAGACGAAUGUAUGCAUUCAUUCUCCACUUGCAGAAACUGGGCCGGACAGGGUAGUUGGUGUUCUACUUAGCUGUGAUGACAAAGGGAAAUUCGAACUGAAAGGUUGAUCUGAUAGGUAUCAAGAUGACCACGGAGAAGAGACGCUUGCCUUAUGCAAAGGAGUUUGUCCGGAGUCUGGUGGAGACGACCGAUGACGAGGAGCGAGUGGCUGAGGUCGAACAGUUCCUGCUGGAGACGAUGUCACAGACACUGGCGGAGGUGGAGACGCGGUUCAGAACGUACAUGCAGAAGCUACAUCAAGUGACAGGCGAGCAGAAUUCCCAGACGAUGCGUAGUACGAUAACCCGGAUGGAAAAACAGAUCAACUCGAGAUUCCACACAAAAGACUCCUUCGAAAAGAGGUCAAAGGUUAGUCAUAUACACAGAGAGGCUCUGAGGAACUGCUACACUUUGCUCACAAGUGACCUUGAACUCUUCAAAUCCAGCAUCAUUGAUGACCUUCUAGCAUCGGAUGUGAUGUCCGUGUCAGACAAGGACAGUAUCAGAGGUAAAGACUCGAGGAGAGGUCAGAACGAGGAAUUCUUCAGCUACAUCGUGGGGCGUCUGUCUUUUGAGGACUUCCACCGCCUCCUGCUGCCUGCCCUGAGGAAGGAUCAUCGUCACGUGGCGGAGGCGCUGAUCUCGGAACUGGACAGACUGGAGGAGGAGCAUGAGGAGGAGCAGUGCGUGGCCUGUAGAGCCAGGAGAUAUGUGCAGCUCAAAAGGGUGGCAACUCCUUUGCUACAACAAAAGAUUAUAGAAAUUCCUCUGUUUGGCGAUCUCAAGAGUUCUGGAAUGUCCAACAAUACCAAAUGGACAGAGCUUAGGAAAGAGGUGUCCGACAAAGACAUCAUUGCUGCCAUGGCUAAAAAGUAUCCUGAUCUACACAAGGAAUUUAAGCAACUGGAGUGUGACACUCUGAACUGUUCUUGUCCCACUCGCGACGUUCAGGACACUGGUGUUCCAGAAACACCAGAGAGAGUCUUCACUGCACAGGAAAGUGUCAGUGAAUAUGAGAGCUGCUUGACAGAUUCUUUUGAGAUCGAAGAAAUUGAAAAUAUAAUGGGUGAUCUGUCGUUCCAAACAGAUAAGUUUGAGGAAGAAUACAAGAUGACAGCUGUUCCUAGAGGCAUCUGUGUCAUCAUCAACAAUAAACGCUUCAAGAAAGGCUUCCCGACAAGAAGAGGGGGAGUGGACAUUGACGAAGAACAUUUGAGUGAAUUGUUCACUAAACUCCAGUUCACCAUAAAUUUGCAAACAGAUUUAACGUCAGUCGAUAUGAUGAACAAACUAAAGAGCUAUGCCGAACAAGAUCACAGCGAGUACGACGCGUUUGUUUGUUUUAUUCUCACAAAUGGUACCGAAUACGGUGUCGCUGGAAGCGAUGGUAAACUAGUAAAAGUGCAAGAUCUUACGUCAAUGUUCCACGCAUCAAAGUGUCCAACGUUAGCAGGCAAACCCAAAAUGUUCUUCAUCCAAGCAUCAAGAGGAGGCAAUUUCAUGAGUGAAUUGGUUCAGGAUGACAAGUCGGAUAUUUCAACUGCUGACGAAGCCGACAUUUUCAUUGGGCACAGCACCGUUCAGGGAUACAACAGUGCCAGAAAUACAAAAUAUGGCAGUUAUUUCGUCAGUGCUUUGGUCAGAACGUUAGACAACCACGGUGAUCAGCAGGACCUCUUGAGUUGCCUGGCGAUGGUCAACAAGGAUAUAUCAAGGAUACGAAUGGGUCACAAAUGGGAAACAUAUAAACAGGUGCCCGCCCCACAGUUUACUCUGACAAAGAAGGUGUACCUGACAAGUGAUCCGCAGUGGCCUUAUCCCAGUCUGGCGUCCACGGACACUUUAGGGGAGGAGAAUCCAUGAUUUUGGGGGGGAUUAGAGGGAGUUGGAUGGUUGGUUGGUUGGUUGUUUUACGCCGCAGUCAGCAAUAUCCCAGCUAUACGACUGCGGUCUGUAAAUAAUAGAGUCUGGACCAGACAAUCCAGUGAUUGAUAUCAUGAGCAUCGAUCCACUCAAUUGGGAUCGCUGACAUGCUUCAACCAAGUCAGCGAGCCUAACCACCCGAUCCCUUAAGUCGCCUCUUACGACAAGCUUAGUCGCCUUUUUACGGCAAGCAUGGGUUGCUGAAGACCUAUUCUUACCCGGAUCUUUCACGGGUCUUAGAGGGAGUACAGACUUUGCUGGUAUGGGACAAUGAAAGACCUUGAGAUGAUAAGUAAAAUCCCAGAUCCCAGGUCUUUAAGAGAAUCACAACUCACGGGGAAUUACUGGAAUCACAGAUCCUUAUAUUAUUGUGAGAGUCGCAGAUCCUGGUGCUUUUAUGAGAGUCGCAGAUCCUGCUGUUAUUAUGAUAGUCACAGAUGUUGAUGUUAUUAUCAGAGUCGCAGAACCUGCUGUUAUUAUCAGAGUCACAGACCCUGUAGUUAUUAUGAGAGUCGCAGAUCCUGAUGUUAUUAUGACAGACACAGAUCAUGUUAUUAUCAGAGUCGCAGAACUUGUUAUUAUGAUAGUCACAGACCCUGAUGUUAAUAUGAUAGACAGAGAUCAUGAUGUUAUUAUCAGAGUCGCAGAUCCUGGUGCUAUUAUGAGAGUCACAGACCCUGAUGUUAUUAUGAUAGACACAGAUCCUGAUGUUAUUAUCAGAGUCGCAGAACUUGUUAUUAUGAUAGUCACAGACCCUAAUGUUAUUAUGAUAGUCGCAGACCCUGGUGUUAUUAGGAGAGUCGCAGAUCCUGACGUUAUUAUGAUAGUCGCAGAUCCUGGUGUUAUUAUCAGAUUCACGGACCCUGAUGUUAUUAGGAGAGUCGCAGAUCCUGACGUUAUUAUGAUAGUCGCAGAUCCUGGUGUUAUUAUCAGAUUCACGGACCCUGAUGUUAUUACGAUCCUGGUGGUAUGGUCACAGAUCCUGGUGGUAUGGUCACAGAUCCUGGUGGUAUGGUAUUGGGAGAAUGACACUACCGUACCGGGUGGUUAUAAGGAGUAUAUUAAGAUCGCCAGAGAAGAAUAUAUGUGCGCUGUGUAAAUAUUCAUAUAUCAAAUGACAAGAUUGAAAAAGUAAAUAAAUGAAACAUAUGCCCAGUUUGCGACUGACUGUCAUCAUCAACAUUACUCAGGUGCUUGAAUACUGUCACCUCAAUCACAUAUCCGUGUCAUACCCACAUUGUGUUCAACAUUAACGACUUUCUCAAGCACAGGAUUGAAUACACUCAUGACUAAUUGAUACCAACCAACUGAGCAGCACGAUUGUAGGACAAACACGUUUAUAUGUCCUGCUAAUAAAUAUAUUUUUAUUA
Haliotis rufescens (red abalone) is the source of this 3680-nucleotide messenger RNA. Its product is annotated as caspase-8-like. Gene Ontology annotation, molecular function: cysteine-type endopeptidase activity. The transcript has 5 exons. The record is from RefSeq and is a predicted model, not a curated record. Gene Ontology annotation, biological process: proteolysis; regulation of apoptotic process. NCBI's taxonomy places the organism in Eukaryota, Metazoa, Mollusca, Gastropoda, Lepetellida, Haliotidae. The coding region runs from base 472 to 2250 and encodes 592 amino acids.